Messenger RNA from Anoplopoma fimbria (sablefish), 1414 nucleotides. RefSeq names its product ladderlectin (gene eslec). Gene Ontology annotation, molecular function: signaling receptor activity. The record is from RefSeq and is a predicted model, not a curated record. Lineage: Eukaryota; Metazoa; Chordata; Actinopteri; Perciformes; Anoplopomatidae. The coding region runs from base 321 to 869 and encodes 182 amino acids. The transcript has 7 exons.
CAGCUGUAUGGAGGACUUUUGAUCCAUGCUUCUACACGCUUUAAUGGAGGUUUAUUCGACAAAGGACAUCGGAAAUUAUGGCUUCAAAAGGAAAUCGCUGCUGUCUCGCUGAUAUGAAUCUCUGUUCAAAUCUGACCUCAGAGCAGCGUGGGAAAUUAAAGAAAUGACUCUGGAGACGUGGUUGUGAUGUGCAGGAUAAAAAGGCAGAAGCAGCAGAGGAGUCUGAACACAGCGGCUGAUCCAGGGACAGGUCCCGGAGGAGGCACGUCCAGAGAGUUAUUUCAGUAUAUUCGACAAUCUUCAUCAUCAUCACCAUCAUCAUGACCCCCAUGAAGGUCCUCAGCGUGGCUCUGGUUCUGGGCUCCUUCCUGACCCUGAGCCGAGCUGCCCCGGUGAACUCCACGGGCCUCAUGAGGAGCUCGGGCCUCUGCGCGUACGAGAGGGCGCACAGCCCCCACAACAUCGGCGCCUUCGUCCCCCAGUGCGACCACAACGGGAACUUCCUCCCGCAGCAGUGCUGGGCGUCCACCGGGUACUGCUGGUGCGUCAACGUCAUCACCGGGGAGGAGAUCCCCAACACCAAGACUCCGCCGGGGACCAUGCCCGUUAGCUGUGGCAGUGAGUUCUACUGCCCGAACAGCUGGACCCUCUUCGGAGAGCAGUGUUUCAUCUUCAUCAACAGCAUGAAGUCUUGGGCCGAGGCCGAGGGUUACUGUCUGUUUGAAGGGGCCAACCUGGCGUCGGUCCACAGCCCCAUGGAGAACCACUUCAUCCAGGCUUUGACCAGAGGAGACACCUACGACUUCCCCCAGACCUGGAUCGGAGGCUACGAUGCCAUAUAUCUUCUCCCUCCAGAAAGUCUGCUCUGAUUGGUCAGCUAGCAUGCUCUGAUGUGAUUGGUCGACGCUUCACAUUUCAAAAAACUCUUCCUCCAGAGCUUCAGCUCCGUCUCUCUGUUUCGUUGUUUGAGGUUCAAACUAGCCGGAAGGAGUUUUAUGUCACUUCUGUAACAUUGUGACCUCAUAAAGUUACAUUGUGACCUCACAAAGUUACGAAGGUGAAGGAGAGAAUUCAAUGGAGCCGUUUCAGGAGCUCAGGAGCUUCUUAGGGGGAGGGUAACUCCUUUAAGGCGUGGACUUCAGGUUUUACACUCUACAGACCUUUGACAUGUACAAAAAUAUAUAUAACACACUAAAGAAGAGGGAAAUUUGGUCCAAUAACGAAACCAAUGAGGACACCCUUUAAAUGUAAAUUUAAAAAGAAUUGCUAUGUAUUUACUGUAUUUAUAUAUAUAUAUAUAUAUAUGUUUGUUUGUGUCCGUGUAUCCACAGCUGAAUGCUUGGAUGUGGAGUGACGGCUCCAAGUUUGACUAUGAAAACUGGGACAUGGACUACGAGCCCAUGCCAAAUGAACG